AUGGGGGUUCUAGGGGUCCUGCUAGGGGUGCUGGUUUUCCUAGGGGUUGCUUCAGGGGACUCCCUCACCCUUCACUGGGACAGUACCUUCUGCCACUUGGUCAGGCCCAUCCCUGGUAACCCCCUGGGCUCCCUGAGCUUCUUGGGCAAAGAUGCUCAAGGCCUGGCACUAUUCCAGGCGCUCUGGGAUGGGCACCACAGGCUGCGAGUGUGUAUCAGGCAGGAUGGGCCUGAGCUCAUUACAGCUUUCAGGGCCAUCUGUACUCGCCAGCCCUCGGAGCACUCCUUCAUCCACACCCCUGGACCCGAGCUGCAGAGGGCCCUGGCCACCCUGCAGAGCCAGUGGGAGGCCUGCCAAGGGUCUAAGGAGAGUCCUCCAGGAGCCAGGGAGAAGCGGGCAACAGGGCAGAGUGGAGCACCUGACAGAGAGCACCUUCGGAGGAGAAGAGGCUGGACCAUUCCUGGCACGCUGUGGUGUGGAGUUGGGAACUCUGCUGGGAAUUCCUCAGAACUGGGUAUGUUCCAUGGCCCUGACCUCUGCUGCCGGGAACAUGACCAAUGCCCACACACCAUCUCACCCUUGCAGUAUAACUAUGGCAUCCGAAACUUCCGAUUUCACACCAUCUCUCACUGCGACUGUGAUGCCAGGUUCCAACAAUGCCUAAGGAGCCAGCGUGACUCCAUCUCUGACAUCAUGGGCGUGGCCUUUUUCAACGUGCUGGAGAUCCCCUGCUUUGUGCUGAAGGAGCAGGAGGCCUGUGUGGCAUGGCACUGGUGGGGCGGGUGCAGGGCAUACGGCUCAGUGCCCCUUGCUCACCUUCAGCCUAGGACCUACUAUAAUGCCUCCUGGAAGGCUGUGGCCACCUCAGUUACUCCCAGCCCCCAGAGCCCAAUCCCCAGCAAACACCCCCAGAGGAGAGGCCCACAGCAGACACAACUACCAGCCACUACCCUCCGGACCCCUACCGUCGACUUCAGGCUUGAUAUGAUACCCAGAGCCCAGCCAGGAGCCCUCCAUUCAGGCCUCCAGGAUGGCCCAAAACAUCAAGGUGUCCACCGAGUCUGCCGAAGCCUUCGCCACCUGGACCAGUGUGAACACCAGAUCAAGCCCCAGGAAACCAAGUUCCACCUGCUCAACAGUGCCCAGGCACCCCUUUUCCAUUGCAAUUGCACCCGCCGUCUGGCACGCUUCCUGAGGCGCCACAGCCCACCUGCAGGCACCAACAAGCUUUGGGAGCUCCUGGGUACCACCUGCUUCAAGCUGGCCCCCCAACCUGACUGUGCUGAGGGCAAAGGCUGCUCCGGAGACCACAGGGCCAUCCAGGUGUCUGCUCAGCACUUGCAGAGGCUUCGGCAGAACCAACUUCCUUUCUGGGAUAAAGGCACAGGUGGGGCUCAGGUGUGGCCUUUGGAGCCCCCGGGGACCUCCACAUCCUUCUACAGUCAGUGUCUGCAACUAACCCAGCCCAUUUGGAGACUCAGUGGGCAGAAGAAAUUCCGGAGCUCAUGACCUCAGUUACAGCAGCUUGGGCACCAGCCUGGACCUCCUUCCUGGCAUUGAGGUGUUCUGAGAGACUUGACCUCUUCUUCAACAGACAGCAUGGCUCUCAUGGACAACAGAAGGCCCAGAUGCUGGGCCACAUCUCCUACUGUCCUGGAUGAGCUUGAUCUGGUGACACAACCCUACCGUGCCUGGAGGUGGUAUUCAGGAGGCUAUUCUGAUGUCUUGGGUUUAGACCUUGCUGGGUAGCUUCAUACACAGAUGGAAAUGGGGAGUGACUGAUUUCGGGGGUCCCAGGAGGUACCAGAAACAGGUACCUGACUGUCUCUGUUGCAAAAUUAACAUGCCUCAAGACCUGCCUCCAGGAAUCGAAGUUCUUGGCAGGGAGGCCUAAAGCUGUGAGAAACCAGGGAUACAACAAAAAUGCCCAUAUCCGAAUGCAGGAUGGCCAGUGCAUUCCCAUCUCCUCCAGGAAGACACCCUCCCCCCCCUUUAAAUAGCUUCUGUGCCCUUCCUGGCCUGAACUAAUCUUCCUGCUCUAACUAUAGACUGAAAUCUUUCUAUGCCCUUGAGGAAUUGGGGUGAGGGGCCCCCAUCCUCCACUCUGUGAGCCCUCCUUUCCUCCUCUGGGAAAAGGAGGCUUUUUGUUGUUGCUUGUUUGUCUGAGCCAGGAUUUCACUGUAGCCCAGGCUAGCUUCUGCUAUGUACAGGAGUCUAGCCUUGAACUUCUGAUCCACCUUCUGCUACCUCCAAGUGCUGGGAUUGCAGGCAGAGGUCAUCACACUAAGUUUUAUGCGGCACUACGGAUGGAACCCAGGGCUUCAACCCUUCAGCCUGGGGUUGUGAGGCAAGCUUGCUGCUGUCUAAGUCACACCCCUUCCCAGGCUUGAAAAGGGGAGCUGUAAACAUGAGCAACCUCAGAGGGCUGCUGAGGAGUGAAUUAAUAAACAUACACCCAACCAACGUUCUCGUCCUCUAACACACAGCCAGAGGUGC
Psammomys obesus (fat sand rat) is the source of this 2496-nucleotide messenger RNA. RefSeq names its product phospholipase A2 group III (gene Pla2g3). Gene Ontology annotation, molecular function: A2-type glycerophospholipase activity. The transcript is spliced from 7 exons. Bases 1 to 1509 code for a protein of 502 amino acids. The record is from RefSeq and is a predicted model, not a curated record. Gene Ontology annotation, biological process: arachidonate secretion; phospholipid metabolic process. Lineage: Eukaryota; Metazoa; Chordata; Mammalia; Rodentia; Muridae.